Messenger RNA from Anthostomella pinea, 453 nucleotides. The record is from the annotation of a GenBank genome assembly. Lineage: Eukaryota; Fungi; Ascomycota; Sordariomycetes; Xylariales; Xylariaceae.
AUGUCCGACUACGGAGAUGACGGCGAUGUCGCCCACGGCGGCCCAGAAGAGCCUAUGCUCGAGGACGAAGAAGAGGACCGGUUCGACGAAGAUGAACUCGACCCUGAGGUGCCCGAUGACAAUGACGAUGACUACAACCGACGCGGCGCAGAGGAGGAGGAGAACGUGGUCAUCUCAGGCGACCCAUCUGCCAACGCGAACCUGCGAAAGGGCGUUGCCGAUCGCACGUCGAUCAAAGACAAAAAGAUCCCGACCGACGAAAGAACUACUACACCUUAUAUGACCAAGUACGAGAGGGCGCGCAUCUUGGGCACUCGGGCACUGCAAAUCAGUAUGAAUGCUCCUGUCCUGGUUGACUUGGAGGGGGAAUCCGAUCCGCUCCAGAUCGCUAUCAAAGAGUUGAAGGAGAAGAAGAUCCCUCUUAUUGUUCGCCGCUACAUGCCCGAUGGAUAG